AGAGAGAUCCCAAUCCCUAUAUAAAGCGGUUGUUGGCGGCUUGGACUCAUAAAUCAAGUCCGAAUUGUUCCGACAGCAGUAAUCUGAUUCCAAACUGACAAGAUGCAGAUCAAGUUCCUGUACUUUUUCCUGGCAGUGAUGACCAUCUUCAUCCUGGGCGCCAAGGAAGCCGAUGCCGACUGUCUCUCCGGAAGAUACGGAGGACCGUGUGCCGUCUGGGACAACGACACCUGCCGUCGUGUGUGCAAAGAGGAAGGACGAUCUAGUGGCCAUUGCAGUCCCAGCCUGAAGUGCUGGUGCGAGGGAUGCUAAGCCAUCCUCCAAGGCUCGUUGCUCUAAAUUGCCGGAAAACUACUAAAUCUUAUAGUGUGUAAAAUCGGUUAAUAACUAAAUAAACAAAUUAUUGCAACGCAACUAAACGCUA
This is a messenger RNA of Drosophila erecta, 424 nucleotides long. Its product is annotated as drosomycin. Bases 103 to 312 code for a protein of 69 amino acids. The record is from RefSeq and is a predicted model, not a curated record. Lineage: Eukaryota; Metazoa; Arthropoda; Insecta; Diptera; Drosophilidae. Gene Ontology annotation, biological process: defense response. The transcript has a single exon.